CAACCCGUUCAGCCAGGGAAUUACCUGCUAAGCCUCUCUCAUGCUAGGACGUCAAGAGGUUAGGACAAACAGAAGAGAUCCAAGCGAAGACGAGCAACAACCAAGGCCAGUGUCUUGAUUACUUUUCUUGCCUUGUUGGGGACACGUAAAGCAUGUCCAAAGCAGUAGAAAGAACUUCUUCUACAGCGUCUGCAGACUCCACUUCAACGGAUGGCAAAAGCGGGACUUUCUCGUCUCGGGGGUCUCCAUCCGGCUCGGUGUCAGAGACGCCAAAGAAGUCCUCCAAAAAGUCCAAGAAAUCCACGGACAGCAUGACCAAAGUCUACAAUUCUGUGCUCCACAGUGUUUUUGGAGCUGAAAGGGAAUUAGCACAAGGUGAAUUAGACGAGCUACAAGAGGCCUUCAAGGAGUUUGACUAUGACCAAGAUGGCUACCUGAACUACAAGGACGUGGCAGAGUGCAUGAGGACCAUGGGCUACAUGCCCACCGAAAUGGAGCUGCUGGAGAUAGUGCAGCAGAUCAAAAUGAGAAUGGGUGGACUAAUGGACUUCGAGGACUUUAUUGAACUGAUGGGUCCCAGAAUGAUGGGAGAGACUGCAGACAUGCUGGGUCUCAAAGAGCUGCAGUCAGCUUUUCUACAAUUUGACUUGGAUGGAGACGGGAAGAUCACCCAGGAUGAGAUGAAGGAGGCAGCCAAGUGCCUUCUGGGCGAGAAGCUAAAGAAAGGAGAGCUGGAGGAGAUCCUGAAGGAGUUGGACAUAAACGCAGACGGCAACAUUGACUUUGAAGAGUUUGUCAUGAUGCUCUCCAUCCGCUAGUGUCCAGAGGUUAGCACUCCUGUAACUGAACCAUUGCAAAAACAGAAAAUCUAACAAUGACAUUUUAAUUGUAACUUUGUUGUAGAGCAAGACGCAACAGUACAUGGUUUGUCAAAAUGGUAGAUGGGUUACACUUGUGUAGCACUUUUCUACCUUCAGGGUACUUAUAGCACUUUGACAGCAUUUCCACAUUCACACACACACACACAUUCACACACUGAUGGCGAGAGCUGCCAUGCAAGGCACUAACCACGACCCAUCAGGAGCAAGGGUGAAGUGUCUUGCUCAGGGACAAAACGGACGUGAGGAUGGCGGAAACUGGGCAUGGCCACUCUAUCAACUGAGACACACCGUUCCCAAAUAAUAAAUAAUGAAGGCAGAACAGAACAACUUGAUGUGUAAAUAAGUGCAUAACAUGUUUUCUUAAUUUAAUAAAGAAAUUCAAACUUUG
This is a messenger RNA of Nerophis ophidion (straightnose pipefish), 1269 nucleotides long. Its product is annotated as calcium-binding protein 2. The coding region runs from base 153 to 818 and encodes 221 amino acids. Gene Ontology annotation, molecular function: calcium ion binding. The record is from RefSeq and is a predicted model, not a curated record. Lineage: Eukaryota; Metazoa; Chordata; Actinopteri; Syngnathiformes; Syngnathidae. The transcript is spliced from 8 exons.